UUCUAUUUUUUUCCGGCGCUUGAAGUGACGGACAAAUUUUUAAAAAGCUGAAUUUAGCAGCCAAAACGUGGGCCUGAAACGAGCAGGUAAUCCGAAACAAUCUUAACUUUUGUCGUGAAUCUCACCGCCCAAAUACGUGGACUAAGCUUUUUUGUGCCUUCUCGGGAAGAAGAAUUUUUCAGCUUCUUCAACGCCAUCAACAAAAUAUUUUCGUCACCGCCUGAAAUUUCCAAAACCCUUUUCUUUCCACGUGCCAAACGUUUUGUUGCUCUCAUUUUCAGUAACUGCGGGUCAAAAACUGUCGUUUCACCAAUUUAAGGCCUGUGGAUGGUUUCACACUCGUAGUAAUUUUCAAGCCAUAGCCAGUUCAUCACCAAGUCAAACAAGUCUGAUCCUUUUGGAAAUUCUACUUUUCAAGCUUGUUGAUAUUUGGGAAAGAGAGGAAAUUUACUUGCUGGAAGACGGAGGUGUGAAGCUUGUACUGGAAAUAUACAAGGUUCGAGGUUAGAUUUUUUGGUGUUCUAUUGAUGCUUUGGGAAACUAUGGAGCGGUAUGAGAUUGUGAAGGAUAUUGGAGCAGGGAAUUUUGGGGUGGCCAAGCUGGCGAGAGAUAAGUGGAAAGGGGAUCUCUUUGCUAUUAAGUUCAUCGAGAGAGGCCAAAAGAUUGAUGAGCAUGUGCAGAGGGAAAUCAUGAACCAUAGAUCUCUAAAGCAUCCCAAUAUUGUUCAAUUCAAAGAGGUCCUACUAACUCCAACACACUUAGCCAUAGUCAUGGAGUAUGCUGCAGGAGGAGAACUCUUUGAGAGGAUAUGCAAUGCCGGUAGAUUUAGUGAAGACGAGGCAAGGUUUUUCUUUCAGCAACUCAUAUCAGGAGUCAGUUACUGUCAUUCAAUGCAAAUCUGCCAUAGAGAUCUUAAGCUAGAAAAUACGCUGCUGGAUGAUAGCACCGCCCCACGAGUCAAAAUCUGCGAUUUUGGAUAUUCAAAGUCAUCUGUAUUGCAUUCCCAACCAAAAUCUACUGUAGGCACACCGGCUUAUAUAGCACCUGAGAUCCUAUCCAAAAAGGAGUAUGAUGGGAAGAUUGCAGAUGUGUGGUCUUGUGGGGUAACCUUGUAUGUAAUGCUUGUUGGUGCAUAUCCCUUCGAAGAUCCUGAUGAUCCGAAAAACUUCAGAAAGACUAUCGGGCAGAGGAUACUCAGUGUUCACUACACAAUUCCGGAUUAUGUUCGAGUUUCCAGGGAGUGCAAGCAUCUUUUGUCUCAGAUUUUCGUGGCAAAUCCUGAAAAGAGAAUAAGCAUACCAGAAAUAAAAAACCAUCAAUGGUUCUUGAAGAACUUGCCAAUAGAAGUUGCAGAAGGAGGAAGGUGGGAGAAAAAUAAUGUUCAUAAUCCAUCACAGAGCAUGGAAGAAGUAUUGAAUAUAAUCCAAGAGGCUAGGCUGGUAAGUAUUGAAGUUGCAAAUGGUAGGGGAAAUUCCACUCAAGGCAGCAUGGAUCUUGAUGAGUUGGAUGCAGAUAUUGAAGAUCUUGACACUAGUGGUGAUUUUGUUUGCUCCUUGUGAGACUGUAAAUUAUUAUGUACAUAUUGAUUUUUCUGUAUCUUGAUUGAUUUUUUUAAUAUGAUAUAUAUUAAUUUUGUGUUA
This is a messenger RNA of Carica papaya (papaya), 1640 nucleotides long. The record is from RefSeq and is a predicted model, not a curated record. Lineage: Eukaryota; Viridiplantae; Streptophyta; Magnoliopsida; Brassicales; Caricaceae.